This is a messenger RNA of Bactrocera oleae (olive fruit fly), 10008 nucleotides long. Lineage: Eukaryota; Metazoa; Arthropoda; Insecta; Diptera; Tephritidae. The record is from RefSeq and is a predicted model, not a curated record.
AUAACAUAGCUGUUUACUGCGGCUAACCAAAGCUAUUUGCAUAGAAAAUUUAUUCAAAAAAAUAUAAAUUUCAGCAAUUGAAAUGAAAUUGAAAUAAAAUACGCUUUAAGAGAAUAUUAACACCCCAAUAGUACAGCUUAAAUAUCAUAUACAUACAAAUCGGUAAUUACCUUUGCAGCACACACCGAAGCCAAUUGAAAUUAUGCGUAAAUUACAUUUCGAUAUUUUCGUGUGAUUUUAAAAUCCACAUCCAACAUGUGUAUGGUGUCUGUAAAGAAUUAUUAUUUCUUUUUUACAACAACACUAUAGCGAAGAAGUCAAUUUAAAUGGCAACCGCAUUCAUUAACUUUCAUUAAACUUUUGCGGCUUUGCUCGCCAUUGAAUGGCUGUGCAGCAGUGCGUGUACUCAACUUAUACAAUAAUUUCCACGGAGCAAAGCAGGCGGACCUGGACCUUUGGCGAAAAAACCAACAAUAAACAGGCGUUUUCUUUAAAUUUAACAGAAUCAGCAGAAAAAUUAACGCACGAGUUGACAUUAAAUCCGAGUAUGUGUGUCUGUUUAUAUGUAAAGACGAACUAAACACUUGUGCAGCGAGGACGACAGGUGGUAUGAGUGAUGUCAGACAAUUAAUGUAAGCAUAUCGGCGACCACUUUGAUAUCACUGCGCUGAAGCACAGCAAAAAUAAAAGCAAUGUCACAAAGGGUUGUCUGCCGGCUGCUUCGGAGGCUUUACAUUUUUAUUAAUUGCUAUUGUUAUAUUUAUUCUUUUAAAAUUUUUUGUUUUUAUUUUAGUUUUUUUUAUUGUGUUCCAAAUCUUCACCAAAUUUUACGCCGCUUUAUCAAGAUUUUAUUUAUUGUAUUUAGACAAAAGCUUUACAAAGGUGCUUUUAGUUCAGUUAUUGGGCACCGAAGUUGCUUCAGUUCUGCGGCACCAGCAAUUACAUUUCGCUAGCACUGCAUUUACAGGUUAGCAUAUUUUUGAAUGCCUUUCUUUGUUAAACACUACAGAAUGUUGAACGGUUUCGAAAUGCGUCGAAUUUAUGCGAAGUGACCGCACUUUUAUUUGUUUUUUCUUCGCAUUUUUUUUUUACAUUUUAUUUGUUUUAUUUUUAAUUUUUGCUGGUAUACUCUGUGCAAUUUUCUUCUUCUACCAAUUUCCCAAUAUUUGAAUGCCUGUUUAACCCUUCCAGAAGCUUUUAUUUUACUUUUGCAAACAAUAUUGCCAGCAUGGCGCAGUUAACGCUUAAUGUUUGUGGUGUGAGAAAUUUCGGCACCACAGACAGCAAAAGACCAUAAUAUAAAUUCAAAGUAAUCUUUAAACGUUAAAAUAAAUUUUCAAUGUAAAUGCGACUCUGUCUAACGAUCAUUCCAAACACUCAUAUACCACCUAGAAUUUGAAAACAAAGGAGCUUAAACUAGAACUUUUUUUUUUUACGUUUUUGAGAACUCGCAUUACUAUCUCAACAAAUUUGAUUCGGAUUGGAAUCACGGCUACGGAAUUGUUGAAAAUGUUGUAGAAGUAUUUUGGCGAGUCUAGGGUUCUGUGGAGCCAUCGUCAUCGAAAUUUGACUCGUGCGAGUAGUCCAUCCACUCUGUCAAAGACGGUAAUAUCCAUAUUAUAUAUGGAAGAAAAGAAGAUAUUUAACUGACUUUGUUGUAAAUGUCUCAAUCUUGUCAUAAUUAGAACUGUUACUUCGCUGACAGCUUACUAUUCACCCAUAUAAGUGCUGUCAAAUUUUCAACCUUGAAAUUACCGUUCAGAGUAUUUUACACACUCUGUGGGUAGAAAGCAUAAAACGACUAUUCGAUAGCUGAGAUGUGUGCAGGUAUAUUUAUGAGUACUCCUUUCAAGCAACAAUGCUGCAACAAAGCCUACUUAAAUUUUUGGGUUGUUCUUUGUUUCGAGCCACGCAAUAACUAACGGCAUAUACCCGUACUAUGCGAGCUUUCGGGCAAGUAAGCGGUUCAGUUCGCUUUUCUUUGAAUGAGAUUUGUUUCCAUCCAAAGCAGUGUACAUUUCUUCAAACCAAAAGCAAAAACUCGGUAUUCAAUCAAAAGUUCGGCUGACCAGUUAGUGGGCUGUAGGCGUCUUUUAAAUGAUUGAGUGUGGUUGAAUUGUGAAAGAGUUUGUAGUCUUAGAUAUUAUAGAGAGAACAAAGUAGUUGGUCGACAAGUCUGAAAUGCGCUGCUAAAAUGUAUUGUACAAGGGAGGUCAUAUAGGUUAGAUUGAAAUAUCUGCUCCUUCCAUUUCUGUAGCUUUCUGCACCAUAGAAGUCAACUGCGUUGUAUCUCUAAAAUAGUAGCAAGGGUAGAGUCAAAGGUUUAUGGCCGCAACACCCACGGCUCCGUUAGAUUCUUAUUUGAAAAUAUUACUGAAAUGUCAAGCAGCCUGCAAUCCAUCGAUUUAAGUUAUUUUUGUGCGAGCAAAUUUUAUUAUUCCAUGCGUUCUUCGAUCAAAUCUAAAUUGCAAACCAUUUUCGCGUGACUUUAAUUUAUUUUCUAAGUAUUCGAUACGAUUACGCUGAGAUCUCAGAGUAUGUGGCAAGUCCAUUCAUGAUUUUUGUCACUAUCGCCACUAAAAAAACUUUCCAUAAUAGAAGACCAGAACCCUAUUCCACACUUAGCCUAGCCUCGUACCAAUCUCCAAGGUAGUCAUAGUAAGCAGACCUUUCAAAAUUCGCUUUACAUUGCUAUCGAAUGCACUUAAUCGAAUUAAAUUGAAUCACAUGGCACCGAGACACUCUACAACCGCCUCCAGCUACAAACCGAAACGCCGUAGCAGCAGCCUCAACAAAACUGAUGGAAAGGCAUAAUUGUUAUUACCAGCUUCAUUAUCAUUACUAUUACUAUCAUUUUUCGAACAUAUGGAAGUUAAAUGAAAUUUUCAAUAUUAAAUUAUCUGCAUCAAUACAACAACACACCAGCAAACACACAAUUUUAAACCCACAUUGGACACCUCAUAUUGUGAAAAGCCUCUAUAUCAGGGGAUUUGUGGUGAUGGUCAAUUGAAUUGUUGAGUGAAUGAGGGUUAAGCAUUUGCAGCUUGAAGCUUGAGACUACACCCCUGGCAGCGACCAUUAGAAAUGUUUACAGGCUGGGCACUUAUACUACUGCUUCUUCAACUGCUAAGUAUUCACGCUUAGUGUGUUUUUUUUGUUGCUGCAACUUUGACGCAUCGAAUUUCCAUAGCAUUGUAUUUGUUGUUGCUUCAGUAUUGCAUAAUUAUGAUUAUGUAUAUUGCAAGGCGACGCAGACACUGUCGCUGCUUUGUAGAAGAAGUGUGUAUUUGCUGCCCGUUGUGACAACUGACAUGACCAUCAUCAGCUGGGAAUUCGCUUAGUGCGCUUUCUGCCGCUUGUAUGUGACGUAUGUAUGUGAGUAGUGGCAAUAAAUGUGCGGGUGCAUUUCUACUGCUCGUUUGCUUUGGUCGUGAAUUUGUUGAUCAAAUCUCAUCAAUGCUGCAUAACUCUUUUCCGCCUAACGCCGUCUCUUCCGCUCUUCUGUCGCGCAUAAACUUAAGGUUUGUUCGUUAUGCAAAAAAGAAAUCUAAGCAAGCUCUUGACCAUGAAUUAUCUGUUUGUGGCGCUGUUGCGUAAAGCGUAUUGCUCAGCCGAAAUGAGUCAUUUAAGCAGUUUGUAUUUCAACUAGGGUCUUAUUGUGACUAAAUUGAAUAAGUGAUGAGUGACAAACUGGGCUAUUGAGAAUAAAAUAAGAGACUUGGUAAUGAUGUCGUAAGGUUAGUAAACAUGAAUAGGAAUUUAAUUAGGUUUCUUGUCUCUUUAGAAGUUAUGUAAAUUGUAUGUCUCUUUUGGGCAUUGAAUGUUGGCCCAAAAAAACUAGUUCGAUGUUUGGAAAUUAAGAAAACAAAAAUUCAAAAAUCGCAAGUUAAAACUCAAAAGGCAGAAACGAUAUUUCUAUGCGUGCCUUUGUUUUAAAAUGUGAUCACGAUAUUAUACUCACACUCAAAAGAUCCCACAAAUCGCUAAACCAUUCAGCUCAGCCAAAUGCUGAAAUUUCAUUUUUACAAAUUAAGAACUAGAAGCGACAGUAUGCGAAGCAAGAGCUGAGGAUGACUACAUGACUCUGCGAAUAUUCAGUUUUCAGCCGAUUGAGAAAAAUAUCUUCCACAGAUUUCAAAAUGAGUUAAGGCUGUUGAAGUGAAAGAAACUUAAAGCUUAUAUAAAACUCGGCAAGUUUUUGAGUACUACAAUGCUGAGACUCACAAAAAUUAUUUAUAAACCGAUUGGUGGUUUAAUUAGCGCGGUUUACAGCCGCUUGUAAUGCCAGUCUUUCACAAGAAAAUUGUUAAUUCCAAAAUCACUGGUAUAUUAAUUAAUUUGUGGUUUACUAUACUUGCUUAAGGUAUAGGUAUGUACACCUCUAACAUCAACCCUUUCUCUCUCAAUAAAUCAAUCAAUUCAUCAGCUCAGCAAAAACAAUACUUUAGUAAGUAGGCCAAGUUCAGUAGACCAACUUAGCAAUGAGCGUCUGAUAAUCUACUACGAAUACUUUUAAGAAUAUUUUUGCAUGAGUAUACAAGCUUACGAGCCCACAAAAAUUAAAAAAAACUAACAUUAGAGAUAGUGCAAGCUUUGGAAAAUUAUGCUAUAUAUGCGUUUUAGCUGAAGGCAAAAAUACACACAUCGAUUUUUAAGGGUUGAGAAUAAAUUUUGCUGAACGUGUUCAAGUUGAUUUUUAACACAAGUGUAAGCGUACGAGUAACAACAUCAUUAACAUAAUCGCACAUGUCAUAUGUAUGUGUGUAUAUGUAUUUCGAAAAAUUGUUUAGGUUUGGUAAAUUGCAGUCAACAGACAUCUGCAAACGCAUAGUUGAGUAGAGGAUGUUGCAUAUUGGGAAAAUUGAUUUUAUAUAAGUGGUAAGGCCAUGAUUAACACUGUUGCAGUUAUGUGAAAAAUCGCUCAUGGCUCUGUCUCCAUAAACCAACUAAGUGAACUGUGUUAUACCGCCUAACUAAGUUGGUCCCCUUACCUAAUAUGUGAUGGACUCGAGACGUUUCAUGGAUAUGUUAAAUGAAGGCUUAUUAUAUGAUUACAGUUCUCAAUAUUCGCCAAACCAACAUAUAUAAGUCUGAAUAAGACGCUAAAAACCUUCUUUAAUAUUGACAAAAUUUUUCGGCUAUUACGAGUAUGGUUGAAAGUAGGUGCUAGCCAAAUCAAGUCUAUCCAUGCAUAACAUCUUUUAGACUUACAUAUUGCUAAAGAAAAACGUGAUAACCAAUCACAAAAAAUAUGUAAGUAAAAUAAUGAUUUCUUCACCAACCCUUUGAGGGUAUCAAAUCGAACACACAACUGGUAUAAAAUACAUUGGUUUGCAAAGCGAAUAUAACACUUCAAUGAAAUAUACAGAAACUUUGAUAUUAUUUAUACACGUACAUUUUUUGACAAAGUAGUGGAACUCAAACUAAGCGAGCAAAUAAAUGGUGAAUCGAACGUGACGUACAUUAGAGAGUAAAGGAUAUCAUUGGAUAUGAUCAUGCAGUUUGAUAUAUAUUUCUCUAAUUAACUCUUCCAAUAUUAAAAUUUCGAACUAAGGAACGCAGAGGCCUUCUUUACUUUGAAGACAGUAAAAAAUUGAUCAAAAGGCUAUGCAAUCAGCUCUAUCUGCAUGUUUAAUUAUUUUACAUUUAUUUUAGAAAACUGCACGUCACUUUGAGAGUAUGUGUCGGGGAAAAUUACACAAGAUAUAUGAUACAACAAAUUUUAGCUGAUGACGAAGGCUGUUAUCGAAGUGCAGUUUCACAAGCAAGAGCAAAAUCAAUGAAGAUUACGAGUUGACGAUAGCCGAGUUAGUUUAAUACUCUAUCACGAUCAGAGAAAUAAAAAAUCCUUUGCUAAAAUAUUUAAUAUUUUAAAAUGAGGUUAGUGGGUAAGCAACCUUAUUGGAUAGCAGCAUCAGAUUGGUUAAGAUUCAAUAUAUACUUACUCCUAUUGUAUUAUAUAUGUAUAUAAAUAUAUAUUUAAUCAUAUAUAUUUGCGUAUAGUUAUAUAGGCUGCUCAUCUUUACUUUCUUCCUCUCUCUCUGUGCACUUACUAAAUUCUAAUUUUUGCAUAAUUGAUGAGCUAUGCACUUUUUCUAAUAAUAAUCUACUUAUAAUAUGCCACAGACGUAUAUAUGCAUAUAUGUAUGUAUGAUAAUUUCUCAUCAUCAUCAUCAUAGCUUCUGCUUCCUCUUUGCUUGGACUCCUACAUUCUACUAGGUUCCUGUCUACUUGCUAUUAGCUUGACUCUUUUUAAUUUUUUGCUUUACUUGCAGUUUGGCGUAUUCUUUGCUCGCCUUUUGUUUGCAAACAAAUUUUCGCUUUCAAGCUAAGCAUACUUUUCAGCGCGUAGUGCAAAAUCGUGCCACGCAAAUAAAAGCGCAUAAAUCUAAGUAUUUUUGAGUAAGUUAUUAAUUUUUGUUUAAUUAACUUACGGCGCGUGAUUUUUCACAUAAUUGAGGUGAAGAAAUAAAGUGAAGGAGAAAGUAUAUUUUUUUUGUUAUUGGAGAGCCACUUGAAAAGUUGCUAAUGAGAGUUAUGAAAUUUGGAGUCAGACAUGGGAAACGACAGGUGUAAAACCUUCUAUUUUGAAUACAUAUUCGAUAAAUAUAGUAUUUUUACAAAAAAUUGCCUCAAAACGUAGUACGAUAGCUAUUGGAAAGUUUUUUAGUAUAAAACAGAAGACAAUUAGGGAAAUUUUUAAAACUUGUUGCAUACUUGUAGGCGCUACAACUUGCGAUUGGUAUGAGUAAAUUAAUAAUUUCGAAAAUCACUGAAAAGUUGUGUAUAAGCUACUGCUCUUGCAUACUUUAGCAUUGAUUACUUAAAAUAUAUUUUUUAAAAUUUCGAUAGUUUAUACCUUUGAAAACAUACUAAAAUUUCACAUCGAUAUCGCAAAUAGCUUGUGAGUUACAGCCAUUUAAUCCUCAAAAUUUCAAAAGAAUAGAUACAGCAGUUUUUUUUAAUUCCCAAAAAUCGACGAUGUUUAAGGCUAUCCCACUAGGUGUGCCCCUUAAUAUUUUAUAUAUGGCACUUGAAUUUAUAUAGCAUAAAAUAUAUCUUAUAAAAUCCGUUGCACAUUUUCCCAGUUUUUUGACUUAAAUUUCUUUUGAAUAUUCAUAAAAAAUAUCUAAUUUAGGAACUAAUUCAACUCGCUCCAAUCAAAAUAUUAACGAAACGUGACUUUAGGAAAAUUUCCAAAUUGAAUUGGAAAUUGAAGCAAACCAAGCGCAAGUCCAACCAAAACAAAAAAAAAUACUUUAACUUAAUUUAAACAAUAAAUAAGAAAAAAAACCAAAAAUAAAUUAGAAAAGUGUUAAAUGAUAAACGCGCUGUGUGUGUGUGCGCAGCUUACAAAACACGGGCGCAGCUUGCAGUUGACAGCUUUGCGUCGCGCGGACAUUUAACCAACAUAACUGCCCUCAACACUCCAAAAACAAAAAUCUAUUAAAAACUAAAAAAAAUAAACAAAAUAAAACAAUAACAAUAAAACUAUUGUGCAUUGUUGCUGUUACAGCAACAGCAAAAUGCAUUCGACGCCCACUAUACCCAGCAUGCCUUCCGCUACGUCCACCCGUGGCCAUCACAGCACAAUUGGCCUUUUAAGUAGCCUUAUGCGUCGCUUAUUAAAACUUUUGAUUAGCUGCCUUCUCAUGCCGGCCAUGCAACAUCACAUCCACGUUAAUUGGUCUCCAAUGUCAACAUCUCCAACGUCCAGCAUACUUGCGCACGCCUCCACCAUCUCGCUUUCGGUGUCAUUGUCUGCCACAAACUCAACAACCGUUGCUGGCGUGACGAUGCCCACUGCUAAGCUGGACGUUGGCAUGGCUGCUGUGGCAGCAGCAGCUUUAUCCGGUUUGGGUGCACGCGCUCCAGCCUCCUGGUCGGUGGCUGCCUCUCAUAUGCGUCUGACACAGCGCAAUAAUCAUGCGAAUAUCUCCGAACUGUUGGAUAAUUUAUUACGUGGCUAUGAUAAUAGCAUACGACCGGGUUUCGGUGGUCCACCCGCCACAGUCGAAGUUGACAUUAUGGUGCGGAGUAUGGGACCCAUCUCUGAAGUGGAUAUGACUUAUUCCAUGGACUGUUAUUUUCGUCAAUCAUGGGUGGAUAAGCGUUUAGCCUUCAAAGGCGCUCAGGACACAUUGGCGUUGAGUGUUUCGAUGUUGGCGCGCAUCUGGAAACCCGAUACAUAUUUCUAUAAUGGCAAACAGAGUUAUCUGCAUACCAUAACGACACCGAAUAAAUUUGUGCGCAUUUAUCAGAAUGGCAGAGUGUUGUAUUCGAGCAGACUAACAAUCAAAGCUGGCUGCCCAAUGAACUUGGAAGACUUCCCUAUGGAUAUACAAAAGUGUCCACUAAAGUUUGGCUCAUUUGGCUAUACGACAGCGGACGUUGUAUAUCGCUGGAAUCGCGAGCGCCCAGCUGUUGCCAUCGCCGAGGAUAUGAAGUUGUCACAAUUCGAUUUGGUCGAUUGUCCGGCGGGCAAUCUCACUGAUGUGAUCUACAAAGCAGCCGCACCGCAUGAUGCCACACACAACAGCCACAAACCGGGCAAUGCUAAUAGAAACAGCAAUAAUUAUUACAACAAAAAUGCAGGCAACGAUUACAAUCCGAAUCGUAAGAGUCAAAAGUAUGGCAGUAAAUCGAUGACUACAUUUGCUGGACCGGGUGCGAAGAAUCAGCAUGUACGUGGUACGGGAUUGCAAUUGGACAAAGGUGCCUUUGGAGGUGGGAGUGGUGGUGUGGGUGUUGGUGCGGGCCGUGGUGGUUUGGGGGGCGCCAGUGGUGGUGGUGGUGUAGAUGGUUUUGGUGGUAUUAGUGUGGAUGCGCCGGGUUCAGUGCGUUUCGAGUCGAGUCGGGCGUCUGAGUACUCAAUGCUUAUGGUGAAUUUCCACCUCCAACGUCACAUGGGCAAUUUCCUCAUACAAGUCUAUGGCCCCUGCUGUCUACUCGUCGUACUUUCUUGGGUCUCAUUUUGGUUGAAUCGCGAGGCCACCGCAGAUCGUGUCUCACUGGGCAUUACCACGGUGCUUACAAUGACAUUUCUCGGCUUGGAAGCGCGCACCGAUCUGCCGAAGGUCCCCUACUUGACUGCACUGGAUUUCUUUGUUUUUCUUUCGUUCGCCUUUAUUUUCGCCACCAUACUACAAUUCGCUGUCGUUCAUUAUUUCACGAAAUAUGGUUCGGGUGAAUGCUACUUUAUCAUUGAGGAAAUGGACUCGGAUACUGAAUCAGAAGCGGACGCACGCACAUUGAAGAGCGAAUUUAAUGUUAGCACCGAGUCAAAGUUAUACGAGGUGAUACCGUUGUCGAUGUGUUCUAUACCCAUACAUAGCACCGGUAAAGGUUCGACGUCGGCCAGCAGCAGCGGUAUUGGUGUGGGCAUUGGUGCGCGUGCACGUCGCAACUCGGGCGCUAAGCGACGUAUACUGGGUGGCGGUGGUAGGGGUGAAAGCACUACUGGUAGUGGUCGCUACUAUUUGAAUUGUUUCGCUUGGUCGUGUUUUCGUCGGCGGAAACGUGGUCGCGUUGGCUUCGAUAUGUCGGAUGAGGAUGAUGAAGAAGCCCAUUUGCGAGCCGGUGAAGAGCCCACACCACAUCGCGGCAGCGGCAAAAGACGCAUGUCUUUCUACCGGCGCGAGGAAUUAGAGGCACGUCGUAAAGGCAAACGUGUACCACAAUACAACUCAGUAUCGAAAAUAGAUCGCGCCUCCCGUAUAGUCUUCCCAAUGCUCUUCUUGCUCAUCAAUGUCUUCUACUGGUAUGGCUAUCUGUCGCGCAGCUCACGAAUAUUAGCGAAUACACCGACGGCCACUUGAUGUUACCUUUUAGCAAUUUAGAUGAAGUCCGAGAAGAAAUCAAACGGACGGCUAUGUGGUGGCGUUGAAGGCGACAAAAAAUUUACAAAAAUAUGGCAAAUUAUUGGUGACAAUAUUUGGCUAGUAAAUUAAGUAAAAUAUCAACAUAUUUUUGGAGAUAAAAUUUAUAAAACAAAUGCUGCCGUUUAAA